GCUCGUACUCUGACUCGCCCAUUUUCUCAACCUCUGACAACCAUUUCCAUCAACACAUCAUUCCACGCAUCUAUUGGGCCCGGCAUACACCAAUGCAAACAGUCGCUAAUCACCUUCUUCUCCCCCCCACUCCCAGCAAACGGCUGGAAAAAUCUAUACGGGCCCGGAUGCCCAUCGGGCCUCAUCAACGCCAGCGGGCCCACAUCCAUCAGCCCAAAAUUCACCCCACUCUCCUUCGCCCUAACACGCGCUUCCCCAAAUUCCUCCAUCUCCACGUCACUCAAACACGUUGUGAAGAACCUUUUGGUAGGCGAAUUUGAAGCCGAGCUCGGUGAGGUUCCGUUUAGGGCAGUUGUUGUUGCAGCCGAUGGCGAGGCUGUUCUCGUAAUAAAUCGUGCUCUUUGGGAACCAACUCCCGACCGAGAAUAUCAUGUAGUCGAACGUGGAGUAAUAUUGGGUCCAGCUGUCGUCAAGGAUGUCAAGGUGCAGCUCGAUUUCCGAUGUGGAGACUCCGUUAAUGUCCUCGAAAAUGGCGGCCUUUGCGAGGAGUGGGGACCACAAGUUCCACACCGUGAGGUUGUGGGAAGGGAAGACCCAUCUGUAGGACUU
Messenger RNA from Striga asiatica, 609 nucleotides. The record is from the annotation of a GenBank genome assembly. Lineage: Eukaryota; Viridiplantae; Streptophyta; Magnoliopsida; Lamiales; Orobanchaceae.